Messenger RNA from Periconia digitata, 2735 nucleotides. Lineage: Eukaryota; Fungi; Ascomycota; Dothideomycetes; Pleosporales; Periconiaceae. The record is from the annotation of a GenBank genome assembly.
CCAACAUACAACGUGCGCCGUCCUCGCAGCCAGCUUGGCACCUGUUGCUGUCCAUGGAUGCCCGCCGUUUCCGCUGUCCCGCCCUCCUCUGCCUGUCUGACUGCGAACAGGCCACCCGGCCCAGCCUUCAGUAUCCACAUUCACCAUUCCCCCGCCAAUUGCCCAUCUUCUUCACUCCCGCCUGCUAGCCUUCCACGACCGGAGUCCACCUCGUACUCUCUCCCUCUUUCUAUCUUCCCCCAUGGUGGCCUCACCAACGAGUUAGUCCCGCUACCCUCUCACCAUGGAAGUUGAUAUUGCUCCCCAAUUCGGCGCUGAGCUAAAGGAUGGCUUCAAGAACGUCAAUGCCUGGGUCUCUGGUGGCAUUGCAUGGCUCGACGAUGUGCAGCAGUUCUACCGGGAACGCAGCGCCAUAGAAAAGGAAUAUGCAGCCAAACUCAGUACCCUCGCCAAAAAGUACUUUGAGAAGAAGUCGCGAAAAUCCAGCAGCUUGAGUGUUGGGGAUACCCCGACCGUCACCCCGGGCUCACUGGAAAGCGCUUCCAUGACCACAUGGGGGGUCCAGCUGACCACCCUGGAGUCCCGAGCCUCGGAACACGAUCAGUUUGCGACUGCCCUCAUCACGAACCUCGCCGACCCCCUCAAGGCCGUUGCCGCCCGCUACGAAGAGCUUCGGAAGCUCCACGCCGAUUAUGCCGCCAAGCUGGAAAAGGAACGCGAGUCCACAUAUGCCGAUUUGCGCAAGAUGAAGGGCAAAUACGACAGCUCAUGUCAAGAGGUGGAAAACCGCAGGAAAAAGACAGAGAGCGCCUUCGAUCAUGGCAAGCAGAAAGCGCGCAUAGCCUUUGAGCAGCAGCAAGGCGAAAUGCGAAACGUCAAGAACACCUAUGUCAUCGCCAUCAACGUAACAAACAAGCAGAAGGAGAUGUACUACCACGAGUAUGUACCAGAACUUCUCGAUAGCUUACAAGACCUCUCCGAAACCCGCGUCACCAAAUUAAACUCUAUUUGGUCUCUCGCAGCCACACUAGAAACGCAGACGCUCACGAGAAGUACCGAACUCGUUCAGCACCUCUCGGCCGAAGUUCCCCGUAACAACCCGUUGCUGGACUCGAUGAUGUUUGUCCGACACAAUGCUGGCGGUUUCCAAGAACCCGCAGAUUUCCAAUUCGAACCCAGUCCCGUCUGGCUCGACGACGGCACCAUUGCGACCGACGAAGCAGCGACCGUUUUUCUGCGUAAUGUUCUCACCAAGUCCAAAUCCUCCAUGACGGAACACCGGCGAGAGCUAGACAAGAAGCGCAAAGAGGUGGAGACGGCAAGGAAAGUGCGCCAGAACAUUAGAGAUGGUAAAGACAAGCGAGAUGAAGUGGAAGUAGUGCGCGCCAUCUUUGGUCUGCAGGAAGGGAUGCACGAGGUAGAAAGACAGAAGGUGAAUGCGGAGGUGGAAGUGUCGACCAUCACCUCUGUUGUAGGCGAUCUGAGUCUGGGUGCUCGAAAUCACAACUUCAAAGGCCAAACAUUCAAGAUACCCACCAACUGUGAUCUUUGCGGAGACCGAAUUUGGGGGCUGUCUGCCAAAGGGUUCGAUUGUCGCGACUGCGGAUAUACGUGCCAUAGCAAAUGCGAAAUGAAAGUGCCGGCGGAUUGCCCAGGCGAGCAGAGUAAGGAAGAGAAGAAGAAGCUGAAGGACGAAAGACAGAAGUCUGCACAUAGCGCACCGCCAGCCAACGGGCACUCUGGUGCAGCUGGCGACAUGCCGCGCAUCAGUCGAAGCGAUACGGUCAACUCGAUGAACACACUCAGCUCCGGAUAUUCGGCAACGGCUCAAAGAUCAAUAUCAGGGGGCAUGUCGCCGACCGCGGAAGAAGCUGCUCCGCCAGUGCCUACCGAGAACAAACCCGCAGCGGCAGCGGCCAAACCGAAACGGAACCGAAUGAUUGCACCUCCUCCGGCGCAAUACAUCAAAGACGAUGGCGAUCUCCCGCCACCGAGCGUGCCGAGCGUGCCGAGCGCAUCGAAACCAACCGAAUCUUUGGAGCCAAAGGGGAGGAUGAUGUAUGCCUACCAGAAGGGUAGUGAUGGAGAGAUUACUGUUGCUGAUGGUCGCGAUGUGAGCAUCCUGGAGCCUGAUGACGGGUCAGGCUGGACAAAGGUGCGGGCGGGCACCAAAGAAGGUCUUGUUCCCACGUCGUAUGUCGAGAUUCUUCCUCUGACACCACCGCUGUCGACUCGACCGGACUCGACAUACUCUGCAUCUUCUGCGUCGUUGGCAGGUAGCGUCAGCGCAGCGGCAGGCAAGAAGAAAGGACCGGCGGUGGCACCCAAGCGCGGAGCCAAGAAGCUCAAGUACGUGGAAGCCAUGUACGAGUAUUCGGCGCAGAGCGAUGCGGAACACAGCAUGUCGGAGGGCGAGCGGUUUGUGCUCAUCAACGCAGACACGGGCGAUGGAUGGGCGGACGUGGAGAAGGAUGGGCAGGUGAAGAGCGUGCCUGCGAAUUACAUCCAGCAAGUGUGAGGCCGGCCAUGACUUGGGGAUGGAUAGACGAGUUGUUGUAUAGCAUUAUAGCAUUUUUAGGGGGAAGGGGGGAGAUUGUCUUUUGGCAUGGCGUUUGCAAAGGUGUCUUGUCUUUUAUCCUUGUUUUCUUGUUUAUGUUUACAUAGGUAGUUGGGGUUGCGAGUCGCGAUGACGACGCAAAAGAAAUCAAAACUUGAGCAUGAUGGCAUACUGGUCU